AGUGACGUGCACUCCUCACGUGACCCGAGCCGCAGACCUACGCAGCCUUCGGUGCAGCCCUCACUCUCCUCUGGCUACCAGCUCCCCGCUGCCCUGCACACAGCAGGGUAGCAUUGGCAGGGGGAAAGCAGAGCAGAUCUGUGGGGCCCUGGGCCAGGCGGCGCUCGUGGCAGCAAGAAUCGGGAAAGGGAAGAGGAGGAGAGACAAGGAUAGGCCCAGAAAAACAACCAGAAAAAAAAAUCUCAUCAUGGCCAAUAUCCACCAGGAAAACGAAGAAAUGGAGCAGCCAAUGCAGAAUAGAGAGGAAGACCACCCUUUGGGAGGAGGUGAAGGCCGCCAGCCUGCAGGAAAUAACAGACGACAGGCUCGCCGACUUGCCCCCAAUUUUCGAAGGGCCAUACCCAAUAGGCAGAUCAAUGAUGGGAUGGGUGGAGAUGGAGAUGAUAUGGAAAUGUUCAUGGAGGAGAUGAGAGAAAUCAGGAGAAAACUUAGGGAGCUACAGUUGAGGAAUUGUCUGCGUAUUCUUAUGGGGGAGCUCUCCAAUCACCAUGACCACCAUGAUGAAUUUUGCCUUAUGCCUUGACUUCUACCACGUUCCAUGAGAUUGAUACUGUGAUUCCCACUGUUUUCAUUGCAUUUUCCUAAUAUGCCUUUAUUGAUCCAUUUGCUGUGAACCUUUUGUUAUUUCCAUGUGUCAGGUGGGUCUUGUGUUGCCAGCAUCUAAAUUUCUGUCACCAGUAGAAUUUUAUAUAUUUGCAUGGAAAAAUGUGAAGUUAAUAAAGCACUUAAUAAGCUAUGUAUA
This is a messenger RNA of Chinchilla lanigera (long-tailed chinchilla), 802 nucleotides long. RefSeq names its product nerve growth factor receptor (TNFRSF16) associated protein 1 (gene Bex3). Bases 248 to 583 code for a protein of 111 amino acids. Gene Ontology annotation, biological process: signal transduction. Lineage: Eukaryota; Metazoa; Chordata; Mammalia; Rodentia; Chinchillidae. Gene Ontology annotation, cellular component: cytoplasm; cytosol. Gene Ontology annotation, molecular function: signaling receptor binding. The transcript is spliced from 3 exons. The record is from RefSeq and is a predicted model, not a curated record.